CCCCCGCCUCAUAAACCCUCCUCCUCGUCUUUCCCCGCAUCGCGUUCCCCCCAAUUCGCCCCGCAAAUUUCGAAAAAUCCGCCACCUAAUCCGACGACCUAAUCGCGCCUCAGGUCACGCGAGGGGAGCAGGAAUCCGCGCUCGUCGUCUCCGCCCAUCGGAUCGGUCGAUCGAUUCAAGAAGGCGCGGGAGCUCCUCUUCGGCGGCCGCGAUGGAGGAGGACCCGCUCAUCCCGCUUGUGCACGUGUGGAACAAUGCCGCCUUCGACCACGCCUCCGCGUCCUCCUCCGCGUGGCACGCCCACACCGCUGCGGCCGCGGCGGUGGCGAGCGUCAGCGAGGGGGACAAGGAGAACCACCGCCCGGAGCCCGAGGCCGCGGACGUCGACGCGGAGAUCGACCACAUCGAGGCGGAGAUCCUGCGCCUCUCCUCGCGGCUCCACCACCUCCGCACCUCCAAGCAGCCGGAGCCCAAGCGCGGGGAGGCCGCGCCCGCGCGCGCGGCGAAGGCGGCGGCGCGGCCCCGGACGCGGGGGCUCAGCAUGGGCCCGCUCGACGUCAUCGCCGCCGCCAACCCCAACCCGCCGCUCCUCGGGAAGGAGCCGCCACGCGCCGCGCAGGGCCUGAAGCCGAUCAAGCCGGCUCCGGCGCCGCGGGGCAGGGGGUUCAGCCUCGGGCCCCUCGACAUCAUCGCCGCGAACCCGAGGGUCCCCGCCGCCGCCGCGCCGCAGAGGAAGGUUCAUGGCGAGGGCGGGAUCGCGCGGCCGAUCCUGAAGCCGAUCAAGGAGCCCCCCGUGCAGCGGCGCAGGGGCGUCAGCCUCGGGCCCUUGGAGAUCCAUCACGGCGUCGGCAGCAAGCCUGGGGCCGCGGCGGCGGCGCGGGUCAAGCCGUUCUCCAAGCUCAGUGCCGUUCGAGAAGAAGGCCAACAUUCCAAGCAGCACGCCGUCCCCUCUAGACCGUGGCCAUCCAGCAAUGCCAGGCAGCCACUGGAUGCCAAGCAAGGGGCCGCGCCAAGCAGAGCCAAGGCGAGGGGCGGGAGCAUGAGCCCCAGAUCCAGGAGGCAGUCCACUUCCAAGGCUGCAGAGACAAGGGGAGUCAACGCCAAGGCUACAGAGACAAGGGGAGGCAACGCCAAGGCUACAGAUACAAGGGGAGGUAAUGCUGCAGUAGCGGUAAACAAGGUGGCUGAUGAGCUCAAGCCCAAAGCUGUGGUCAAUCACGCGGGCAAUGCAGCCGUUGUGAAGAGGCCGGCGGGGAGUUCCAAGGUCAGGGUCGUCCCGAGCCGCUACAGCCUCACGCCUGGCUCGUCCCUGGCAGCUGGAACACAAGAGAAGCGGCGCAAGCAGUCUCUCCCGGGAUCAGCUGGUGGUGCAAGCCAAAGGGAGGAGAUCAGAGCAAAGCUUACUGAGCAGUUGAAUGAUGAGCUGUCUCCUGAAACCAUUGCAAAGGUUGCAGUGCUACUUCCAAGGAUCAGGACCAUGCCGCCUUCUGAUGAGAGCCCACGCGACUCAGGUUGUGCCAAGCGUGUUGCAGAUUUGGUUGGGAAGCGAUCCUUCUUCACUGCUGCAGUGGACGAUGGCAAUGCCGUUACGCCCUUCCAGGCACGGGUGCUUGAAGUUGAAUCACCCGAGGCAGCAGAAGAAGAAGCUUGAGAAUUUUGGUAUGAUAAAUUCCUUCCAACAGCUCGGCUCCCCUUCUUCAUGAGUGUUCGAAGUGCUUGCUUGACUUGAGCUUGCAUAUGGGUGAGGCCUUUUUGCAGGGUGCUACUACAUAGUCUACUGUUACAUUCAUAUCAUAAUCUCAUGUCCUAUUUCUUUUGUUGAGACUUUGCUAGUAAAUGUACGUUGACUUGCGAAGAGAGUGAAAGGUCUCUGCUCCUGUGGGUGUUUUGAUUUGUAAGUGUGUCCUCAGUUUGAUGAAGUACAGGAUCAUGGUAUGGUUUAUAAUAUUCUCUCUCUUUUUGUCC
Panicum hallii is the source of this 1965-nucleotide messenger RNA. RefSeq lists its product as uncharacterized. The transcript has 2 exons. Lineage: Eukaryota; Viridiplantae; Streptophyta; Magnoliopsida; Poales; Poaceae. Bases 212 to 1651 code for a protein of 479 amino acids. The record is from RefSeq and is a predicted model, not a curated record.